Messenger RNA from Anopheles cruzii, 6924 nucleotides. RefSeq lists its product as uncharacterized. The transcript has 13 exons. Lineage: Eukaryota; Metazoa; Arthropoda; Insecta; Diptera; Culicidae. The coding region runs from base 1 to 6867 and encodes 2288 amino acids. The record is from RefSeq and is a predicted model, not a curated record.
AUGUUUAGCUGUCUGUGGCAACUGUGGGAUUGGAUUGAUCCGCCCACUUUCACGACGAUGGAAAGUAAAAAGCUACAACAGCUGCAGCAAGCCAACUCGCACCUGGCACCGAUGCCACAGCUGAAGGCACCGGGCUUCCAGCAACCACCACCCGGAGGCUAUGAUUAUGGGACCGCCGGUGGGGGGACAACAUUGGCCGUCGGUCGGUUCGUGGGAGGCCCGGGUGGCUCGGGAAACGUGGCGGCAUCUCACCAAUAUCAGGCGUACGCGGCCAACUUUGCCCAGCAUCCCGCACUGCGGUCACCGUAUUCCACCGGAAGCCCCAAAUCAUCGCUGAGCGCGACGAGUGGCGCCAUGUACGGUGCGACCGAUGGAGGCGAACUGUCCUCGAACAGCGGUGGAGGAGCCGGCGGUCAGUCCCAUCUCCUUCACCCGCACUUUCAUCCGCAGCAGCAGCAGCAGCAGUACCGCAGCAACAAUACCAUCGGUGGUAGCAAUUAUGGAUUCGACCAGCAGCAGCAGCAGCAGCACCUGCAGCGGGUCAGUUCCCCCUCGAGUAGCGGCGAACGGGAGCGGUUGUACCAGACGGCUCCCCUGGUGCGCGGUGCUGCCCCCGUCGGCACACCGCACUCGGUGACCAGCAGCAGCGGACCAGGGGGCGGUGCGUCUGCGAUGUCAAAGCUGGAGCUCCAGUUCCAACAGUUGCAGCGGGAAAAGAUUCAACAGCAGAUCAAAACGGCCACCGAAGCGAUUGCACAUCAGCAGCAAACAUUCGCGCUCCGUCAGCAACUGAAUCCACCGGUGCCGAACUAUCACCUGAAGCAAAAUUUGCUGCAAAACCUGUCCCAACAGCAUCAGCAACAAAUACAGCAUCAGCAGCAGCAACAGCAAAUCCACCAACAACAACAGCAGCAGCAGCAGCAACAACCGCAGCAGCAACAGUCGCUGCAGAAGCACGUGCAACAGCAGCAGCAGGCGAAACAGUCCGCCCAAAAAGCACAGCACACUUUGAAACAGCAGCAGCACCACCAACAGCAACGUUACCCUGGCAACAGCCAGAACCGCAACGUGCCGCCAUCCAGUUUAAACCUCAUGAACCAUUGCCAGCCGGCCGGCGGGGAAAGUGAUAAGCUGAUGCGUUCCCACGGUCCCACUUAUCACGGCCCGCCCGAAGAGGAAUCGCUGUACCAGAAGAGCACCGGUGGCUUUGCGGGUGUCGUUUCACCGCUGGCCGGGGCCAACGGGGAGAUAAUCAUUCAGCAAAACAUUCCCGGCCAGGUGGUGAACCAAGCGUGUCAGACCCAGAUAAGCUCGAUGCACCAGCAAGGCCAGAGCCAGAUGAAACCGUCACCAUCCGAUACGCUCUCCUCUCCAUCGCACGAUGCCAUCGAGCGGAAGCGUAGUAGUGGCGGUGGGAGCGGCAGUGGCCAGCAGCACACGCUCAAGUCUCCGGUCACGAAGCGCCCAGCCAACGCACCCGUGGCCCUGUCGGGCUGGCUGUACAAGCAGGGUUCGGAUGGGCUGAAAGUUUGGCGCCGCCGCUGGUUCGUCCUGUCCGAGUACGUCCUGUACUACUACAAAAGCCCGGAGGAGGAGAAACUGCUCGGCACGGUGCUGUUACCUUCCUACCGGGUGUCGGCCUGCUUUCCCGAGGACAAAAUCUACCGCAAGUUUGCGUUCAAGUGCGAGCAUGCCAAUAUGCGCACGUUUGUGUUUGCGGCGGAAAACGGAGAGUCCAUGAGCCAGUGGGUGCGCGCCCUAACGCUGGCCACGAUGAUGAUGCAGGGCGUCGUCGUUGGUCCAGGGGUUGGCGGUGAGAUGGAAACCGGCGCAAACGCACUAUCGAGUGACUCGUCCAGUGGAAACACCGGCGGCGGUGGCGGCGGAGGCCAAUCGGGCAGUUCGAGCGAGAACGCCAAGGUGGGCCACGGACAGGCAACCGCUGGAGGUAGUGGCAGUAGUGGCAGCAGUGGUGGUGGUGGCCCAGGAACCAACAGUGACGGUAUGUCUCUGCCACAACCCCUGUACGCGAAUGCGCCACCGAAACCGAGGCGUGUAAACGAUGCAGGCUACUCUUCGCCCAGCCCGGACCAUGCAAUCAUACACGAUCGGUACGAGCAAAUGAUGCAACAACAGCAGCAGCAGCACCAGCAACAGCAACAAAAACCACAACAACAACACUUGCUGGCUUCGGUACAAUUUCCACCGGGACAUCCGUCGCGUAUCGCACCAACGCUUCUCACGGCGAACGCAAUUUAUGGAGAUCCGAAGCGUAUUGAGCGUGAUCUCUACAUCCAGAAGCUUAUCGAGCAGCAACAGCAGCAACAACAGCAGCAACAACAAUCCCAACUUAAUGCCAGUAAACAACAAUCCGCACAGCAGGCUGCUCUCGGAAUGCAUUCGUCCCCUUUGCACGGGCAAAUCAUGCGUGGCGGUACCAGUGGCCCGGGCACGAAUCCAUUCCUUUAUCCGAACAGCGAUCGUCGCACACCGGACACGUACGGACCACCGAACUCUGCCGUCGACCCGAAGCACAUGUCGGACUAUGAGGACAUCUACAACUUGACCAUGCUUUCGAAAUCACUGCCCGCGAAUGGUGCUGCACCGUUGGAGGCUGUUACGGGUGGCGUCUACAAGCGGCCAUCGAGUCCUCAGCGUUAUACUGCCGGAGUCUUUCAACCGUACGUCACUAACGCGCCCUACAAUGGCAACCAGUUUGAGGUCCAGAAUGUAGCGAUGACUCCCGAGCACCAGCAGCAGCAGCAGCAGCAUAGUGUGCACAUGCGUUCCCGACCGGUACCGCCGAGCAUACCGCGACCACAUUCGGCCGAUUUUCUAGACUACGAAGCGAGACAUCCCUUGAACCAUGGCACCGGUCGCAAUCACGCCAACGACGAGCAACCGAAUCCACACCGAACCCCGCGGCCCAAGUCCAGUCUCGACAUCAACCGCACGCCCGACCACUACUACUACUCCGAGGCGAGCUAUGCGGAAAAGAUGCGCCUCCAGAGUGCGUCCUAUUUGCAGCGAGCGAACAAAGGGGCGGUUUCCCGAAAGCAACGAUCCGACGACAUGCAAGGAUUAUUUGCAGGAGGUGGAACGAUGCCACGCGAUGGGUUGUACCGGAGUGCGAGUGGGAAAAUUUUUACCGCUCCCCAACAGCAGCCCCAACCUUUGAGUAACAACAACGCUGACGAGUACCACCACCCGGCGGAAGGGUCGCAGAGCAUGCCCCGACCGUCGACGAGCGAUCGCGGCGGCGGCGGCGGCCGACCUUCGGUGCAGAGUCUCAAGAAACCGGCCAAUGCGGUCCAGCAGCAGCAGGAACAGUUUGCGCGCUCGGCCAGUGCUCGGUUGCCACGGAAGGAGGAAGAUGCGUCGCUGCGCGAUGGCGAGCGAAAGCGAGAGGAAUCGAUGAAACGGUUGCUGGAGUGGAAACAGCGCAUGCUGCAGUCACCGCUGACCAAAAAGAUCACCAGCCAGCAGGCGGCUUCGAUGGCUUCGGCCGAAUCGCUGCUCGGCGACGGCCGACGACACGGCGAUCUGUACGGGGUAAAGAUUGACGGUAGCGAUGGAAUGCUGCGAGCGGAGUACUACGGAACUGCACCGGUACCAUCCGCAUACGAUCGGCAGUCGAUCGGUGAUCUUUCGCGCAUUGGCGCUGGUGGUGCCGUCGUAGUCGGGCACCAUUCUAGCUCGACCAACGUGACCCAGGGCGGCGCGUACGGCAGUGAGAUGAAACUGAACGGUGACUACACCAGCUACUCGUCGGACGAUGAAGCUUCCAUCUCGGUGCGCAACGUGUUCAACAUUCCGAAGGUACCGCUCACCGUCAAACCGGAUCCAUCGGAUCCGAUUUAUCAGGGCCACGUCCAGCAGGGUAAGGGAACUCCGGGUGACGGUGGCUACUACGAAGGCCUUUCGACAGCGUUACUGACUGCCGAGUACUUCCCAGACGACAGAUAUGUUCGGCCGGACAUCAGCUUCGAGUCGACGCACGAUUUGUACACGCAAGCGCAACUGCAACGGGCCCAAGAGCUGAACCUGCAACAGCACUACCAACUGCAGGACAUCGAUCGGAGUCUGGCGACGAUGCAGGACCAGCAGCUGGAUGCGUCACCGCAAACACCGAUAGGGAUGCACGGGGCUGAUAAUAAAUGGAUGAGCAGUAGUACCAACGUUCGAGGUGGUGGAGCUCGUGAUGAUGGCGGAAGUUACCUGAAUGAUCCUCAUAACGCUGGUGCAUCCAACAAACGACCGGAAUUGAAGCCAUUGGAUGUUUCCGCCGGCGAUCUGUUAAAUCGGACGCAUGAAGAAUUGAUACUUCUCUUAAUUCAACUGCGACGACAAAACACUCAAACGGCUCGAGCGAUAGAGCAAUGCUGCACAAACAUUCACGAACUACAGAAUCUUGCCCGCACUGCCGAAGGUGAUCGAAAGGCAGACAGUUUAGUGAGACUGGAGUCCCUGAAACAGCAGCUGAUUGAGCUGGAGAAGCAAUAUGAGAAGGAAAAACCCUUGAUCAAUCUGGUCGAUAACAUGGUUAAGCUCGGAAGCUUAUACCGUGGGCCGACGGCCGGUGGUAAAAGCCAGCUCCAGUCACCCGAAUCGGCCACCCUGGAUCGUCUGGAGUUUAACCAGCGUAUGCAGGAACGCCGUUUGUUGCAGGAAGAGCAGCGUCAGUGGGAUCGAACCAGCCCGAACCAUGCGGAAUUGCAGUCAAAGGUUCAGCAGCUGUAUCAGAUCGAUAAAUUGAUGCAGGAGGAAUCGGGAACACUGCAGGCGUUGCAGCGAGAUAAGGAAAAUCUGGAGAAAGCGCUUGCCACUCUGAAAACAAGGAUUUUGUGCCGUGAAGGAGGUGUCCCGGUGGCAAUGGACUCUGCUCGACAACAGCAGCACACAUUGGAACGAGAGCUUUCGCGCGUUCAUCAGCUGCUGGCGGCUAAUUCAAAGAAACUGGAGAAAACCGUCUCGACUAACGCUCGCCUCGAACAGGAGCUGCUAGUUCUGCGGCAAAAGCUGCAAGCUACGCGUGAACAUCGCUCGAUGCACUCUGUGUACGACUCCGCGGCAAUUGUCGAUGGUAGCGGUCAGUAUGUUACCGGUUCGGUGACGGCGGUCCUCGAGUCCGAACUGAAGCGUGCCAAACUGCUCGUCGGCGAUAUGCAGCGUCAGCGACAAGAGCUAGGCCAAGCCGUUCGUCAACUAACUUCGUACGGCGAUCUGAACACACCUGCGUCGGAUCGUUCGCAGACCGACGAAAAGCAUCACCACGAGCAACAGAUGCGUGAGGAUCAGUCCUCGAAAUCGAAGCACAAACGCAGCUACUCGUCCUCUUGGGUUGAAACCGACCUCGAUUAUGCCAUCAGCAAGGAUGGUAGCCACAGUCGGACCAUGUCAUCGUCGAACUCGAGUGUGCUGACGAUCGAUGAUGAGAUGCAAAGCCUGUUCCUACCCAAUACGGCCAAACCCGCCGACGGUGGGGACGCAUCAAUGGAUGAACUGUACGGUGGAACCGGUGGGACCUACAGCUAUGGGGUGAACGCAGCGGACAAGCAGGAAAUAAAAACGGUUCGCAUAGUGAAACGUGAAUCCGAGCGGCGAAUGCGAGACAAAGAGAAGAAUGAUCGGAACCUGGCGCUCAGUUUGGAUCAGGUGCUCGAAGAGGAGGCACAGUUGAUGGAAGACUAUCAGCGAUCCAAAUCGUUGCCUCGCGGCUACGAGACGCAUGAAAUGUACGUACAGAACCAUGACCCCCGUGUCACUACGUCCAUGGAUGGAAGUAGUCUUAUGAGCGAUUUCUACAGCAGUGUCGUAGCGUCAGCGAACGGUAACAGCUAUCCGGUGUCGUUGAUCGAUCGCCAGGCGGAUCUGUACACGGGUCACUUUGAGCCAACGUUGCAGUCGAAAUAUGGCAUCAAUGGUGGGGCCGAAGUGGGAGAUGAAUCACCUUCCUUAGCAUCGGCUAGAUACCAUUAUCAGCCACAGCAACCACCGAAUCAGCAACAGCAUUAUGCGACUGCAUCGAACGAAAUGCCAACAGCGCUAGGCUUGAAGCUUAAAACGGCGGAAUCUAUUCAAAGCCUAACGAACGCAGAUGCCGAACACGGGCCCGUGUUUCAAAGUGAGGCCGCCAAACAGAUCAUCAACGAGAUGGCCACGGGAGGCACUGCGGCGGGCGUAGAGGCUGUCGGUAGUGAUUCGGGAAGUAGCAGCGGCGAGGCGAAGAGAGGAAGCAGUACCACCACCACCACCGCACAGAUACAGCAGGAACAGCAGCUGCAGGCAUUGCAAAGGCAGCGUGCCGAAAGUCAGAACCGCCAACGGCGGGCAGUACCGAAGGACAAGCGUCGCCAUCACACCGCUCCCCAUCACGUGAACGCGAAAUCGAUAGAACUGAUGCACAGCGAAAACGAUAUGAACAAAAAUAAUGUCAAUUGGCGUGCUAGAGAUGACGUCGAUCUCGAGGUGACCAUACGUCCACGCUCGAAUGCCCCAGAUGUAGUGCGCUCGGCACUGGGACCAAGGGAGAAGAUAUCCGAGCACACGAUCGAUAAGCUACUGGCAGCGCCGAGCAAAAUUCUCAUCCCGGAACGCUACGUUCCCGAGCAGACGCCCGAGUUGUCACCGGAGGAGAAGAAACGACGCCAGGAGAAGGUGGAAGCGAUCAAAAAGAUGCUGUCCGACACACCGAUCGGUGGAGCUGGAGCGAACGAAUCUGGCCCAAACACAGAACAGAAUGCGGAAAAGAAACAGCGCGAACAUCUCAUCCAAUUGAAUCAGAUCCUUGCGCAACAGGUUAUGCAGAUGAGUAAAAUAGUUGCAGGCAACCCCAGUCAUCAUUCAGCAACUAAUGCACAAAAGUAGAUAGAGCUGCUUGUUCUUGCAUUGCCUUUGUUGUGUUACGCAAACGUGUGCGCACUG